CGGACGGCCAUCUUGGAUAAAUUCUUUCCGGUUGACACCGCUACAAAGAUGCCAUCCGUCACGCUAAAGGACGUUGACCAGCACAAAUUUGUGAAGGCGUUCGCCGCCUUCCUCAAAAAGACAGGGAAAAUGCGUGUUCCGGAGUGGGUCGACAUCGUAAAAUCUGCCCGUUUCAAGGAAUUGGCACCCUACGAUCCCGACUGGUACUACAUUCGUUGCGCAGCCCUGGUACGACAUAUCUACAUCCGCAGUCCGAUCGGCGUAGGUGCGGUUACCAAAAUCUUUGGCGGUCGCAAGCGUAACGGAACACACCCCAGCCACUUUUGCCGAUCGGCAGGUGGUGUCGCGCGUAAAGCGCUUCAAAGUUUGGAGCAGCUGAAACUCAUCGAAAAGCUGGAGAACGGUGGCCGCAGGUUAACCAACCAGGGACGCAGAGAUUUGGAUCGCAUAGCUGCGCAGGUUAAAGCUAAGAGUAAGAAACAACUUAAACUCCAAGAACCCGUCAUCGUCCUGUAAGAGUUGUGUUUCAAUAAUAAAAUGUAAAAACCCA
Molecule: messenger RNA, 550 nt
Organism: Orussus abietinus
Lineage: Eukaryota; Metazoa; Arthropoda; Insecta; Hymenoptera; Orussidae
Gene: RpS19a
Product: 40S ribosomal protein S19
Exons: 3
Coding region: 49-516 (155 amino acids)
Biological process (GO): ribosomal small subunit assembly; translation
Cellular component (GO): cytosolic small ribosomal subunit; ribosome
Molecular function (GO): RNA binding; structural constituent of ribosome
Source: RefSeq, a predicted model, not a curated record